Messenger RNA from Suillus bovinus, 1508 nucleotides. RefSeq lists its product as uncharacterized. NCBI's taxonomy places the organism in Eukaryota, Fungi, Basidiomycota, Agaricomycetes, Boletales, Suillaceae. The coding region runs from base 434 to 1312 and encodes 292 amino acids. The record is from RefSeq and is a predicted model, not a curated record. The transcript has 5 exons.
AUUUACAUAAGUUUCUUACUCCAGAACUGACAAGUUAAAAUUAGCUAUCAUGAUAGCUUGCAAGUACUGCCAGGAUAUGCGAUUUGAUGAUUUUGAUCUGCUAGAGUAAUGCGGUCGUCUGAAUCAUGAAAUGCCUCGUCAAGCUUUGCUGAUGGGUUUUUGUCUCGUGUUUUCUAAUGUUAGGAACAUGGAACAUACCGCAUCAUGAACUGCCAGGCGCGGUAUACCCGUGCCAUCCUCUUAGGGCUCUCUCCUGGUCUCCCAGGCAUCCUUCAAAUAUCAGAGUACCGCCUUCACUAUACAUCAAGAUGGCGGCAUUGAUGAUAAUUACCAUCAUCUAUGCGACAGUACAGGAGGUAGAGUAUAAAAGUUGGGUAUGUCAUCAACAAAGGCAGUCUAAAACUACACAAACCAACCCUCUUGCCAAUACAAUAUGUCUGAACAACCCUUCAAGUCAUUUGCUAUCAUCGGCGCAGGCCCUAACACUGGAAUUCAUAUCGUGAAGGCUUUCCUUGCCAUUGACACCCCAAUUCUGGUCAUCGCACGACCAGCCUCCACGAAUGUCGCUGCGCUUCCUGCCGAUGAUCCUAACCUCAAGGUUGUUCGCGCAGACUAUACAUCUGCAUCCGAAAUCUCCACAGUUCUUCGCGAGCACAAAGUAGAUGUCCUCAUCUCGACUGUUACACUUGUUUUCGGCGGUGUAGUUGGCCAGAAUGUUCUGGCCGACGCUGCUAAGGAGGCAGGUGUGAAGCUCUUCGUGCCCAGCGAGUUCGGUAUCAAACCGCAAUUAGCUAAAGGCGGCUUGGCUUUUCAAAAGACUGACUUCGCGGUUUAUGCAAAAUCAAUCGGACUGCCAACUCUUCGCGUCUUCAACGGGUUGUUUUACGAAUUCGUCCCCUGGCUCACUGCGUUGGCUGAUACCGGCAAGUUCUAUAUCGUGAACAAAGGAGAAACACCAGGGUCCUUUACUGCAGUAUCUGAUGUUGCAGGAUACGUGGCUCAUAUCCUUACUACUCAACCUCCAUCUCGUCUGCUUGAUGUUGAAAUUCAAAUCGAGGGCCAACGGGCAACGCUCUCGGAAAUCGGGGCCUUAUAUAAGGGCCGUGCACCUGUGGUACACUGCGAAGCCCUCCCUGAAGGCGUGGUGAACGCGCCCUUCCGUACAUUCUUCCAGAAGCAUGCUGGGGCCGGGGGAGGAAGUUGCGGGUGGAACCCUGCGACAGAAUCGGACGACGCGGAAUCGGCUAGCAGGGAUAAUUCACUGUGGGAGGGGCACCACUGGUUGACUGUUUCGGAGGCUCUUGGACUGUAACUGGAUCCAAAUAGUGCUAUUUCUCUUAUAUAUAUGUUGUGGGGGCCAUACAGUAUCUUCGCAACUUAGAUGAAUGACCAUACAUUAUCUAUGACUAGACAAACAGUAUGAAGUCUAUAGUCCUGUCGUUCCUUGCUGAAUGACAUGGGUUAUCAGGUUCGAUUUGUGUCGUAUUGCACAUGUAUAAUGUAAGUAU